Molecule: messenger RNA, 2172 nt
Organism: Rhineura floridana
Lineage: Eukaryota; Metazoa; Chordata; Lepidosauria; Squamata; Rhineuridae
Product: vomeronasal type-2 receptor 26-like
Exons: 4
Coding region: 1-2172 (723 amino acids)
Biological process (GO): G protein-coupled receptor signaling pathway
Cellular component (GO): membrane
Molecular function (GO): G protein-coupled receptor activity
Source: RefSeq, a predicted model, not a curated record
AUGACUCAAAACUACCAGCACAUCAUGGCCUUGGUAUUUGCAGUAAAGGAGAUCAAUGACAACCCCAAAAUCUUACCCAACAUCACUCUGAGUUUUAAAAUAUAUAGUAACUAUUUUAGUCCACAAUUCACAUACCAGGCCUCAUUGAAGGUUCUUUCAACACGUGACAGAUUCAUCCCUAACUACAAAUGUGAUGUCCAGGACAAUCUGAUAGCAGUCAUCGGAGGACCAAAUUCUAAUAUUGUUGAACACACAGGAACCAUAGUGGGUAUCUACAAGAUUCCACAACUUACAUAUGCUUCUGCUCCAGAGACAAAUAACAAACCCGAAGACAUUUUCUUCCACUGGAUGUUCCCAAAUGGGGCCCAUCAGUAUAAGGGGAUCCUUUGGCUACUGUUACAUUUCAAGUGGACAUGGAUCGGGAUGUUAUACCUUGACACUAAAAGUUUAAAGGCAUUUAUACAGAAUGGGCUUCCCAUGUUUACUCAGAAAGGUAUCUGCUUUGACUUCAUCAAAACAUUACCAGUUACAGGCUUUUUUAAUCAACUCACUGAAAUGUUGGAAAAGGCAUUGGAGACAAUGAGUGUUGCCAUGGAAAGUACAGCAAAUACAGUGAUCUUCCAUGGUGAAUUUCAGUCCAUGUUAAGUCUGAGAAAUUUACUUCCACUCUCGCAAUUUGAGGGUGUACCAGUGAAGACAAAAAUCUGGAUUAUGACAGCAGAUGUGGAUUUUGCAUCAGUACCCCUUCAAAGAAACUGGGACAUUAGUUUCAUCCAUGGCUCUAUAUCCUUUGCAGUCUCCUCAAAGGAGGUGUCAGGAUUCCAGGGAUUUCUUCAGAUGAGGAACCCUACAUUGGAAAAAGAAGAUGGUUUUCUGAGGGAGUUCUGGCAACAAGUAUUUGAUUGCUUGCUCCCCAGCUCUGGUGUAGGCAAGAUGGAUGUCAAUAUCUGCACUGGGGAAGAGAAACUGGAGUCCCUUCCUGGGUCUGUUUUUGAAAUGAGCAUGACUGCCCACAGCUACAGCAUCUACAAUGCUGUCUAUGCCAUGGCACAUGCGUUGCAUGCUAUGCAUUCAUCCAUAUCAGAACUCAGAACAAUGAUGAAUGGAGAAAGAUGGAAGCACCUCAAUCAGCAGCCAUGGCAGACACGCCCUCUUUCUGUGUGCAAUGACAACUGCAGUCCAGGUUAUCACAAGACAAAGAAGGAAGGGAAACCAUUUUGCUGUUAUGAUUGCCACCCAUGUCCAGAGGGGAAGAUUUCAAACCAGACAGACAUGGAUGGCUGCUUUCAGUGUCCAGAGGGUCAUUAUCCGAAAAACAACAAGGAUGUAUGCCUUCCGAAAAUUAUAACCUUCUUGUCUUAUGAAGAAAUGUUGGGAGUAGGCUUGAGCAUUGCUGCUCUUUCCCUUUCUUUCCUUACAGCUUUGGUGAUAGGAAUCUUCACAAUGAACCACAACACACCCAUUGUCAGAGCCAAUAACCGGAGCCUUUCCUAUACUCUCCUUGUCUCCCUCCUGCUCUCCUUCCUUUGUGUUUUCCUAUUCAUUGGCCAACCCAAUACGGUGACAUGUCUCCUUCGACAAACUGCUUUUGCCAUCAUCUUCUCAGUGGCUGUUUCUUGUAUGUUGGCUAAAACCAUCACCGUGAUUCUCGCUUUCAUGGCCACCAAGCCAGGAUCAAAUAUGAGGAAAUGGAUGGGGAAUAAGCUGGCUGCCUCCAUUGUUAUUCCAUGCUCCCUUAUUCAAGUCACUCUUUGUAUUGUCUGGGUGGCAACCUCUCCACCAUUCCCAGAUGUUGAUAUGAAUUCAGAAAUUAUGGAAAUCAUUGUACAAUGCAAUGAAGGGUCCGACGCAAUGUUUUAUAGCAUCUUGGCCUUUAUGGGCUUCUUGGCUACGGUUAGUUUUAUUGUAGCCUUCCUAGCCAGGAAGUUACCAAGCAGUUUCCAGGAAACCAAGUCAAUCACCUUCAGCAUGUUGGUGUUUUGCAGUGUUUGGUUAUCCUUUGUUCCAACUUACCUUAGCACCAAAGGCAAAUACAUGGUAGCUGUGGAGAUCUUCUCCAUCUUGGCUUCCGGUACUGGGUUACUGGGUUGCAUCUUUUCCCCCAAAUGCUUCGUUAUCAUGCUGAGACCUGCUCUGAACAAAAAGGAGCUGCUAAUAAAGAGAAUAUUUUGA